UUCUCGCUCUUGUCUCGUGCUGAUUCAAACCGUUGCGCCUUAAAAGUCUGCAACGCUGUCCACGGACUGCUCAGCUCAACUACUAUUCUUCCACGACGUUCACGAUGGGUUUCUUUGAACUGCGGGGGCGCGCCCUCGUUGCCAUGAUCCUUAUCACUUCGGGACUUGAUUUCCUUCUAUUCGGGUACGAUCAGGGUCUCUUUGGAGGCAUUCUCGCAGGCUCGCGAUUCCAGGACAUGCUGGGACGCCCGAAUUCCACCAUGACCGGCCUUGUGACCGCUGUCUAUGACAUUGGGUGUGCCAUAGGUGCGGUCGCUGCGUUUGUUUUUGGAGAGCGCAUCGGGCGGAAGAAGUCUAUUAUCGCGGCUAACGUGAUUGUCAUUAUUGGGGCUGCGAUUCAGACUGCGUCUUAUUCCUACGCUCAGAUGGUGGUGGCCCGCAUCAUAGCCGGCGUGGGCGUUGGGCUUUCGACCGUUGCCGUGCCGAUUUUGCAGUCGGAGACUCUGCAGGCGCAUAACAGAGGCGCGCUCCUGGUCGUUCAGUCUGCGCUCAUCAUCAUCGGUGUUGCGAUUGCGUCCUGGCUGUGCUUUGCUACGCUGCAUGCGGAGAGCUCCUUGCAGUGGCGGUUUCCUGUUGCUUGCCAGUGCUUGUUCUCGCUCAUCAUUCUGGCCUUCUGCCCUUUCCUGCCUGAGACCCCUCGUUGGCUGGCCUCGAGGGGGCAGAAUGAUAAGGCUCGUGAGGUCAUCUCUCGCCUCCUCGACAAGCCCACGGACGACGCAGAAGUUGAAGGCCAACUCAACGAGAUCCUUGACGCCAUUGCUGCCGAAAGCACAGAAGGAGAGCCGACAUGGUCAGAGGUCUUCACGAACGGCACCAAGACCCGCAACCUCCACCGUGUCCUGCUCGGCAUGGGUCCCUACAUGAUGAAUCAAUGGAGCGGCAUCAACGCCCUCUGCUACUACCUCGCCUACAUCCUGCAAGAAUACCUGCACUACUCGCAAAGCAUGGCCCUCAUCCUCGCCGGCGUCGCCUUCACCCAAUACGCCAUCUUCUCCUGGCCGCCCUAUUUCUACAUCGACCGCAUCGGCCGCCGCUGGUCCGUCAUGGCCUCCUCGACCGCCUGCGCCGUCUGCAUGGCCCUGCUCGCCGGCUGCCUCGCCGCAAAGACCUACGCCGCCGCCGCCGCCGGCGUCGCCUUCAUGUUCAUCUACCUCGACUGCUUCACCCUCGGCAUCCUGCCCGUGUCCUGGUCCUACUCCGCCGAGAUCCAGCCGCUGCGCGUCCGCAACAAGGCCACCGCCGUCGGCGUCUUCAGCCACUGGAUGAGCAACUUUGUCGUCGUCAUGGUCACCCCGAUCGGCCUCGAGAGCAUCGGCGGCCAUUACUUCUGGAUCUGGGCCGUUGUCUGUGCGAGCUUUGUGCCGUUGACGUACUUCUUUGGCGUCGAGACGUCCGGGCGCACGUUGGAGCAGAUUGAUCAGAUGUUCUUUGAGAAUCCGAGGGUGUGCAUGGGCUUGAAUGCCGAGAACCGGACUGUCAUUCGGUCGAGCAGGAUAGAUGAGGAGACGAGGGCGAAGGCGUUUGCGAAGUUGGGACAGAAGGAGGAAGAGAUCGUGGACCUUGAAAAGGUGGCUACUUAGAACAUGUCCUUUGAGACAUGAUAGAUAUUAGACUGCGAACGAGCCAUCCUACGGAGGAUACAGCUGGCCACACGCCGAGGGCCGCGAUUUAAGACUAGAUAAUUUCUAAGAUUAAACAUAUAGAACAAGGUUAGAGUGCUACUUUAGGUAGCGCCUAGAGAUUGGAGGUACACAGGAAUACUCAUAGCAAUCUCCAUUGCUUUGAACCAAGUCUAUAUUGGAGGCUAUCUACGGUACAGAUAGCUAGAAAGGCAUUCCGAGUCAUGAUAUUUCGAAUAUAUAUGCUUUUCAUUCGUGGCUUCUCACUUCACGAGGGUCAAGCCCUGUCAUAACUACUCGAUAAGCUCUCAUUCAAGUCAACUUGGCCUUGAAGGCGUUGAUGAGGCUAUUGGUGCUUGCGUCGUGGCUAGUAGAUUCGCUAGACUCAUCUAGCUCGGUGAGGAUCUUCUCUGUAAGAAAUUGUUAGUAUUGAAA
Pseudovirgaria hyperparasitica is the source of this 2114-nucleotide messenger RNA. Its product is annotated as sugar transporter STL1. The record is from RefSeq and is a predicted model, not a curated record. Gene Ontology annotation, biological process: carbohydrate transport; transmembrane transport. Gene Ontology annotation, cellular component: membrane. The transcript is spliced from 4 exons. Bases 105 to 1640 code for a protein of 511 amino acids. Gene Ontology annotation, molecular function: carbohydrate:proton symporter activity. Lineage: Eukaryota; Fungi; Ascomycota; Dothideomycetes; Acrospermales; Acrospermaceae.